GGCGCGGCGGUGGCGAACGGGGCGCUUCCCUCCUCAGGCGGGGCCGGGCGGGGCUCCGCAGGGCUGCAGAGCGGAGCUGAGGGCUCGAGGCGCGGCACGGGGAAGCCGGCGGCUGCGCAGCGCUGAGGAGGAAUACCUACCUGUGGCAUGGGAGAAGUCCUACUUCCUUAAUUAAGGAACGUAGCACUGCUGAAGUUAACAUUGAGAAUCAAGAAGAUGCAAGUCAGGAAACCCAUGGAGGGAAGAACUAAACCUUAGAACAAUCACUUUCUGCUUGACCUUCUUGCACAAGAGCCUAAAAGUAUUUAAAGUUUACAGAAUGAAAAGAUGGCACAGGCAAUGCUGGUACCACCAGGAUCUGACUGCUUCUUCUAUUUCACCAAAGAGUCUCUUGCAGCUAUUGAAAAACGUAUUGCUGAUGAGAAGUCUAAUCGUGAUAAAGAUGAGCAUAAAGAUGAUGGUGGUCAUGAAGAAAUUCACCCAAAGCCAAAUAAUGACUUGGAGGCAGGAAAGACGCUGCCAUUUAUUUAUGGUGAUAUUCCUCCAGAAAUGGUAUCUGAGCCCCUGGAGGACUUGGAUCCAUAUUAUGUCAAUAAAAAAACAUUUAUAGUAUUGAAUAAAGGGAAGACAAUCUUCAGGUUCAGUGCCACAUCUGCCUUGUACCUUUUAUCUCCUUUCAAUAUUAUUAGAAGAGUAGCUAUUAAGAUUUUAGUUCAUUCGCUGUUCAGCAUGCUCAUUAUGCUCACGAUUUUGACAAACUGUGUAUUCAUGACAUGGAGUAAACUUCCAGAAUGGACAAAGAAUGUAGAGUACACUUUCACUGGAAUUUAUACUUUUGAAUUUCUGGUAAAAAUCCUUGCGAGAGGCUUCUGUAUAGAUGAUUUUACUUGCCUUCGUGACCCUUGGAACUGGCUUGAUUUUGUUGUCAUUUCCUUUGCAUAUGUGACAGAGUUUGUGGACCUGGGCAAUGUCUCAGCACUGAGAACAUUCAGAGUUCUCCGAGCUUUGAAAACAAUAUCAGUCAUUCCAGGCUUGAAGACUAUUGUGGGAGCCUUAAUUCAGUCUGUGAAGAAGCUCUCAGACGUAAUGAUUUUGACUGUUUUUUGCCUGAGUGUGUUUGCACUAAUUGGGCUGCAGCUGUUCAUGGGCAACUUGAAGAAUAAAUGUUUGUUAUGGCCAUCAAGAAAUUCAACCUCUUUUGAAAAAUACUUAGCCCCAUACUUUAAUGAUACAGUGUUUGACUGGGCAGCGUACAUUAAGAAUGAAAGUCAUUUUUAUCGUCUAGAAGGACAAAAGGAUUAUCUACUUUGUGGCAAUAGCUCAGAUGCAGGUAAAUGUCCAGAAGAGUUUAUUUGUGUGAAAGCCGGUAGAAACCCCAACUAUGGAUAUACUAGCUUUGACACGUUCAGUUGGGCUUUCUUGUCCCUGUUUCGACUUAUGACACAGGACUACUGGGAAAAUCUUUAUCAGCUGACAUUACGAGCUGUUGGCAAAGCAUACAUGAUAUUUUUUGUUCUGGUCAUUUUCCUGGGUUCCUUCUAUUUGAUUAAUUUGAUUUUGGCUGUCGUUGCCAUGGCCUAUGAAGAACAAAAUCAAGCAACUAUGGUUGAAGCAGAACAGAGAGAGGCAGACUUGCAGCAGAUGCUUGAACAGCUGAAGAAACAGCAAGAAGAAGCUCAGGCAAUAGCAGAAGCUGCAGCGGAGAUGACAGAGUUUGGUGGUGAAAGCGGACCUUCAGAUAGUUCUUCAGAAGCAUCCAAGCUUAGCUCAAAAAGUGCCAAAGAAAGGAGAAAUAGAAGGAAGAAAAGAAGGCAGAGGGAGCUUUCUGGGGAAGAGGAUAACAUGAAGGAUACAAAGCUUUCAAAAUCUGAAUCGGAUGGCAGUAUCAGAAGGAAAGGGUUCAGAUUUUCUUUUGAUGGCAACAAACUUGCUUAUGGGACCCGGCUCACAUCACCCCACCAGUCUUUACUGAGCAUUCGUGGCUCCCUGUUUUCUCCCAGACAUAGUAGCAGAACAAGUCUUUUCAGUUUUAGAGAUCAUGGGAAAGAGAUAGGAUCUGAAAAUGACUUUGCUGAUGAUGAACACAGCACAUUUGAGGAUAACGGAAGCAGAAGAGGUUCUCUUUUUGUACCACUGAGACACAGUGAACGACGUGGUAGUAACAUUAGUCAGGCCAGCAGACCAUCAAGAAGGCUGACUCUGUUUCCAGUGAAUGGGAAGAUGCAUAGCACUGUGGAUUGCAAUGGAGUAGUUUCUUUAGUGGAUAGACCUCCAUGUCUCUUGUCGCCUCCAGGGCAGGUUCUGCCAGAGGUGAUAGUAGACAAAGCAACAACUGAUGACAAUAGUAAUACUACAGAAAUGGAAAUAAAAAAGAGACAUUCAAGUUCAUAUCAAAUACCAGUGGAUUUGCUGGAGGAUCCCAAUCUAAGACAAAGAGCCAUGAGUAUAGCUGGCAUUAUCACAAAUACAAUGGAAGAACUUGAAGAAUCCAGACAAAAAUGUCCACCCUGCUGGUAUAAGCUUGCCCGCACAUACUUGAUUUGGAAUUGUUGUGAGCUUUGGUUAAAAGUGAAGAAUAUAGUUUCAUUUAUUGUAAUGGACCCACUUGUUGAUCUGGCUAUCACUGUUUGCAUAAUUUUAAACACACUGUUUAUGGCCAUGGAGCAUUAUCCAAUGACUGACAGUUUUAGCAAUACACUUAAAGUAGGAAAUCAGGUUUUUACUGGAAUUUUUGCAGCAGAAAUGGUUCUCAAGAUAAUUGCCAUGGAUCCUUUUUAUUAUUUCCAAGUUGGCUGGAAUAUUUUCGAUAGUUUUAUAGUUACCCUUAGUUUGGUGGAGCUUUUUCUGUCAAAUGUGGAUGGAUUAUCUGUUCUACGAUCAUUCAGAUUGCUUCGAGUUUUCAAAUUGGCAAAAUCUUGGCCAACUCUAAAUAUGCUGAUUAAGAUUAUUGGCAACUCAGUGGGGGCUUUGGGGAAUUUGACCCUGGUGCUGGCCAUCAUUGUGUUCAUUUUCGCUGUUGUUGGGAUGCAGCUGUUUGGGAAAUACUACAAGGAAUGUGUCUGCAAGAUCUCUAGCGACUGUGUGCUUCCACGCUGGCACAUGCAUGACUUUUUCCACUCUUUCUUGAUUGUGUUCCGAGUGCUGUGUGGAGAAUGGAUAGAAACAAUGUGGGACUGCAUGGAAGUUGCUGGCCAGCCAAUGUGCCUUACUGUCUUCAUGAUGGUCAUGGUGAUUGGAAACCUAGUGGUAUUGAACCUUUUUCUGGCCUUGCUGCUGAGUUCAUUUAGUUCAGACAGCCUUUCUCCUACAGAGGAUGAUAAUGAACUGAAUAAUUUACAGAUAGCUGUUGCAAGAAUUCAGAAGGGAAUAGAUUAUGUGAAGGAGAAAGUAGGUGAAUAUAUCCAAAAAUCUUGCUGGAAGAAACAAGUGCCUGCAAAUGAAAGAACAGCAACAGAUCAGUUGAAUGAUGAAAGACACCAUUGCAUUUCCAACUGUACCGUUGCUGAAAUAAAGAUAGAUACAACUUACCACAAAAAUGAGAAUGGAACAGCCGGUGUUGUAGGAAACAGUGACUAUCCAUUGUUCAUAAACAACCCAAGCCUUACUGUUAUGGUACCGAUAGCUGUUGGAGAAUCUGACUUUGAACAUCUAAAUACAGAAGAGUUUAGUGGUGACUCAGAUUUGGAGGAAAGCAAGGAGAAGCUAAAUCUUUCUAGCUCAUCUGAAGGAAGUACAGUUAAUUUGGCUCUCUUUGGAGAAGAAAAAGCUGAGACUGAACCAGAAAAAUCAUCAGAGCUACAGGCAUGUUUUCCAGAAGGCUGUGUACAGAAGUUUAAAUGCUGUAGUUGCAAUACAGAAAGCAGAAGAGGAAUAAUCUGGUGGAACCUUAGAAAAACUUGCUACCGGAUAGUAGAACACAACUGGUUUGAAACGUUCAUUGUCUUCAUGAUUCUUCUCAGCAGUGGUACUCUGGCUUUUGAAGAUAUACAUAUUGAACAGCGCAAGACUGUCAAGAUCAUACUGGACUAUGCUGAUAAAAUCUUCACUUACAUCUUUAUUCUGGAAAUGGUGCUAAAAUGGGUGGCUUAUGGUUUUCAGACUUACUUUACUAAUGCCUGGUGCUGGCUGGACUUCCUGAUUGUUGAUGUCUCCUUGGUUAGCUUAGUAGCUAAUGCCCUCGGUUUCUCAGAACUUGGUGCAAUUAAGUCUCUCCGAACAUUAAGGGCUUUGAGACCUCUAAGAGCUUUGUCACGCUUUGAAGGCAUGAGGGUGGUUGUGAAUGCUCUUACUGGAGCAAUCCCAUCCAUAAUGAAUGUACUUCUGGUUUGUCUUACAUUCUGGCUAAUUUUCAGCAUCAUGGGAGUAAAUCUGUUUGCGGGCAAGUUCUUUUAUUGUGUUAACACCACAACUGGACUUCAAUUAAAACCAGAUCAAGUUGAUAACAAAACUAUGUGUGAAAAUCUUAGCAGCACUGCAUCAGAUGUUCGAUGGAAGAAUGUGAAAGUGAACUUCGAUAAUGUUGGAGCUGGCUAUCUUUCUCUGCUUCAAGUAGCAACAUUUAAAGGAUGGAUGCCAAUCAUGUAUGCUGCUGUUGACUCUAGGGAGGUAGAGAAACAGCCUAUGUAUGAGGAAAACCUAUACAUGUAUCUUUACUUUGUUGCCUUUAUCAUCUUUGGGUCCUUUUUCACCCUAAACUUGUUUAUUGGUGUCAUUAUAGAUAACUUCAACCAACAAAAAAAGAAGCUUGGAGGUCAAGACAUUUUUAUGACAGAAGAACAAAAGAAAUACUACAAUGCAAUGAAGAAGUUAGGUUCCAAGAAACCACAAAAACCUAUACCUAGGCCAGCGAACAAAUUGCAAGGUUUGGUGUUUGAUAUUGUAACAAAGCAAGCAUUUGACAUCAGCAUUAUGGUCCUCAUCUGUCUUAACAUGGUCACCAUGAUGAUAGAAACAGAUGACCAGAGUGAACUUAUGCAAAAUAUUUUAUACUGGAUUAACUUUGUCUUUGUUGUCCUUUUCACUGGAGAAUGUGUCUUAAAACUGUUCUCACUCCGUUAUUAUUACUUCACUGUUGGCUGGAAUAUCUUUGAUUUUGUGGUUGUUAUUCUUUCAAUAGUAGGCAUGUUUUUAGCUAAGGUGAUUGAAAAGUACUUUGUGUCCCCUACUUUGUUCCGAGUCAUCCGACUUGCCAGAAUAGGUCGCAUCCUGCGUCUCAUCAAAGGCGCAAAGGGAAUCCGCACUCUGCUUUUUGCUCUGAUGAUGUCUCUACCUGCUUUGUUCAACAUUGGCCUGCUGCUGUUCUUGGUCAUGUUUAUCUAUGCAAUAUUUGGCAUGUCCAACUUUGCCUACGUUAAGAGGGAAGAUGGCAUUGAUGACAUGUUCAACUUUGAAACAUUUGGCAACAGCAUGAUCUGCCUAUUUCAAAUUACCACAUCUGCUGGCUGGGAUGGCUUGUUGGCCCCAAUUCUUAACAGUGGGGAGCCGGACUGUGACCCUAACAAAGCUCAUCCAGGGAGCUCUGUUAAAGGCGACUGUGGCAACCCUUCAGUUGGGAUUUUCUUCUUUGUCAGCUACAUCAUCAUAUCGUUUCUGGUGGUGGUGAACAUGUACAUUGCUGUGAUUCUGGAGAAUUUUGGUGUUGCUACUGAAGAAAGUGCCGAACCCUUGGGUGAGGAUGACUUUGAGAUGUUCUAUGAGGUUUGGGAAAAAUAUGAUCCAGAUGCAACACAAUUCAUAGAAUACAGCAAACUAUCUGAUUUUGCAGCUUCUCUGGAUCCUCCUCUUAAUAUACCAAAACCAAACAAAGUCCAGCUGAUUGCAAUGGAUCUGCCCAUGGUAAGCGGUGACAGAAUUCACUGCCUUGACAUCUUGUUUGCUUUCACAAAGCGUGUUCUGGGGGAGAGUGAUGAGAUGGAUGCCCUCAGAAUACAGAUGGAAGAUCGUUUUAUGGCAGCCAACCCUUCCAAAGUCUCCUAUGAACCAAUCACAACCACAUUAAAACGGAAACAGGAGGAGGUAUCUGCUACCAUUAUUCAGCGUGCCUACAGAUGUUAUCUUUUAAGACGAUCAAUAAAGAAACUUUCAUAUAUGUAUCGCAAAGAUGGGGUUGACAUACUGAGCAAAAAUGAUAUGAUUUUGGGUAAGCUAAGUGAAAAUUCAACUUCAGAGAAAACAGAUAUGACUGCAUCCACCACAUAUCCACCUUCCUACGACAGUGUAACAAAACAAGAAAAGGAAAAAUAUGAAGAUGACAAAUCAGAAAAAGAAGACAAAGGGAAAGACAGAAAAGGAAAUAAAAAGUAGAAGAAGACAUAAAGUGGGGAGUGGUGGCUGUUUAAAGCCUGAGAAGAUGAAAUUUUUAUCAAUAACACUUUUAUUGAAGGAUCAUGCCAAAUGACAAGUUUUUACAUAUUUAUCCAGUGCUACAGUCAGUGCCUCUACCGAGAUAAUGAGUUAUCGUUAACAAACCCUGUGUGUAGCAGGGAAACAACCUUGCCAGAAGAAUAGCUUUUAUUACCAACUGGCAUUAAUAGAGAGGAGACAUAAAGUUUUUACUUGGACUAUGUGGACUCUUAAUGGAGUGCAAAAUUACCGGUUCUAGUAAGUUUGUAUUUUGUGGAAUACGUGUACUCACUGUGUACAUUUCAUCUUCUAUGUAUGUGUAUCUUUUCUUUUGGUGAUCUCAUUUGCUGUAAUUCACAUUCUAUUAUUUGUAAUUGUUCUGUGUUGAGGAAAAAAAUGUUCUUUCAGAGGAACACAAAUGUCAUGAGUAGGUAAUUACAGCAUCAUAAUGUGAACAUAGUCCUCUUGAAGCCACCAAUUCUAAAAGCAGAAAAAUGAGAUUCCAGAUUCUUGGACUUCAGAAUCUACAUAAAAUCAACAGCAAAUAAUAGAGUUUAGAAAAAUAAUUUAUGAGAAAACAAGAGAAGAAUCACUUUCACAGAAAGGAGGUUAGUAGUUUGGUCUCUUGAUUUUACUAUAUUUGUUUAAUACUUUUUAUUAAUUAUUCAUUUUUCACACAGUCCUAUUCACUGAAUGAUUUAAAUACAUCAUGCUACAGAAUUUUUUUUUUAUAAACAUGAAACUAGUAAAAAAGAGUUUCUUUACUUUCAAGGCCCGAGAUACCUCUUAGUUCAUGAGUGUUUUAAAUGGGAUUUUAUCAUAGAAUAGCUAUAAACACCAAAUUUUGCCUACAGGGAAUCACUGGGAAAAAAAAAUGUAAUAAAUAACUUCCAUACUUCAUUCCAAAGUCAGUCUCUACAAAUUUCAUUUCACAUAAAUAAAUCCCAUUUAAUACAGUAAUCAAAGUUACAUGUAUAAAUUGAUAGCAAAUUACCUGUUGGGACAAAUAUUGCCUUAAUUUAUACCUCAGGCUGAAAUUUGCAUACUUUGAGAAACUGAUCAUGUUGAAGACAUAAAAUAUGUACGCUGAAGGUAAUUUUGAGCCCCAUAGGACUUUAGUCAGGUUUCCACUUUAUGAAAUGCAGUCUUCCACAGAAGGCUGAGAUGACCAAAUGAUGUACUUGAAUCAGCUUUGUCCUGCACUGUGGUUUAGAUGACCUUUUUUUUACAUCAAGGCUUAUACUACCUACGUAGGUAAAAUGUUCUCUGUUACUUAGUCCAUUCUUUUACACAGUGGUACCUGUUUGAACAAAGAGACAAUGACCUAAGUACUAUAUUUAUUAAAUAUGUACCCUUACAAGUGUAGCUUUUAAUAUUUCAGUAGAUCAUAUGAUAUAUUCUGUAAUACUCCAUAUAAUUGGGAAGCUUUAACUGAUGCAUGCUUGCUGCUAUUAUUCUACAGCUAUUAAAGUCUAAGAUGGAAAGACAUGUGAGUGUUAGAAAGGAAAAAACUAUUCAGCAAGACCGUAACUCCUCAGAACAGUAAGCAAUAGUUUGCUGCUAUUAUAUAUUUUAUUUUGAGUUCAUUAAUAAUAUGCUGUGAAUAAACAGACUAUACAAGAUUAAUAUACUGCUUAACUUGCUUAAAAUGUGAGGCUAUUAAAAAUAUAUAUAUCUAUUGAUCUAUUCAUAUUAUUUUGCAAAUAAAUUUAUUUUAUAGUAUUUUAUACAUAUUAGAAGAUACUACAAAUAUCUUCAAGUUAGUCUUGUUUAUUACUUUCUAUCUGUAACAGGUGUUUUUGUUGCAGAACCUAAGAUACGAUAUGAAUUGGUAGUUGCAAUUUGCUGCUAAUUACAUGAAAACAGCUUUUAAUAAGUAAUAGUUUUAAAAGAAAUGGACAGCAAUGAUCUUUUUCUGAUCAGUAGGUAGUUCCUUGUUCGUGACACAAGAUGGAAGAAAGUUUUCUUUUAAAAUCAUACUCCUGUCUAUCAAUUUUCAGGUUAAUUUGUGUCAUAGAAACCUUGUUUUUCUGCCAUGUUAUUCUCGCUGCCAGCUUGUCCUGUGGAUUUGUCCUGCAGUAGUAGUGCUUUAAAUAUAAUUUGCUAUUCAAAAUCUUUCUUCUUAAGAAUGAAUAGUGAACUUGUGUAAUGGCCAGUGGAAUACCUUGCGAUUCUUACAAAAGAAACUGUAGAUGGGCUUCUGCUUUUUCAGAAACUGGUUUCUGUACUGGUAAAUUGCAUGCAGGAUGUUGUUUUACCAAAAAUAACUACAUUGCUAACAACUCAGAAGAAUAAAGAUAACCUUUUUAUAUA
Numida meleagris (helmeted guineafowl) is the source of this 8655-nucleotide messenger RNA. RefSeq names its product sodium channel protein type 2 subunit alpha-like. Gene Ontology annotation, cellular component: voltage-gated sodium channel complex; axon; plasma membrane. Gene Ontology annotation, biological process: neuronal action potential; membrane depolarization during action potential; sodium ion transmembrane transport. The transcript is spliced from 28 exons. Gene Ontology annotation, molecular function: voltage-gated sodium channel activity; protein binding. The record is from RefSeq and is a predicted model, not a curated record. NCBI's taxonomy places the organism in Eukaryota, Metazoa, Chordata, Aves, Galliformes, Numididae. The coding region runs from base 328 to 6303 and encodes 1991 amino acids.